GGUCAUGAGCAAACAAAUCUACCGAUCCCAAAAAGCUAGCUUUCUCAGUCUCUCGCUCUUUUUUCUGAGGUAAGCGGCGAGAGAAGCCAAGACCACCCCCCAUCCCACUCUCGUCUUUGCCUUCAAUCAACAACACGCUCUGUUUAAUCUUUUAUUUUUCCUCUCAUCAAGGAUUUGAGGUGAGAAGUUGAUGGCGUCAAAGUUGCAGCAGUUGCAAUCUAAGGCGUGUCAAGCGUCGAAAUUUGUGUCCAAGCACGGAACUGCUUACUACAGGCAGUUGUUGGAGCAGAACAAGCAAUACAUUCAGGAGCCGCCGACAGUGGAGAAGUGCAAUGAAUUGUCUAAGCAACUCUUGUACACUCGCCUAGCUAGUAUCCCUGGUCGUUAUGAGUCAUUCUGGAAGGAGCUUGAUUAUGUCAAGAAUCUGUGGAAGAACAGGCAAGAACUAAAGGUUGAAGAUGCUGGUAUUGCUGCUUUGUUUGGGCUGGAGUGCUUUGCAUGGUUUUGUGGUGGUGAGAUAGUGGGAAGGGGUUUUACUUUCACUGGUUACUAUGUCUAAGGGUGAUCACCUGGUGGAAGGACUUUCAGGGAGUUGGAUGUGUGUGCCUUUAUCGUCGUUUGCACGAUUGAAUUGCGGCCACUCUAGAUGCACAUUUUUGUUAUUUCGUGAAAUUUUUGAAGCUGAGAAAUCAGUGGUUAACUUGAUAGCCUGAAUAAGCCUUUCUAUUGUUAUGUUAUCUUCACAGAGAAUUUACUGCAACCAAUGAUUGAUGAUAAUGGUGCGAAUCACUCUCAACUUAUUUACACUAA
This is a messenger RNA of Theobroma umbraticum, 810 nucleotides long. RefSeq names its product Mitochondrial ATP synthase subunit G protein. Gene Ontology annotation, molecular function: proton transmembrane transporter activity. NCBI's taxonomy places the organism in Eukaryota, Viridiplantae, Streptophyta, Magnoliopsida, Malvales, Malvaceae. Gene Ontology annotation, biological process: proton motive force-driven ATP synthesis. The record is from RefSeq and is a predicted model, not a curated record.